Galdieria sulphuraria is the source of this 1524-nucleotide messenger RNA. RefSeq names its product O-methyltransferase. The record is from RefSeq and is a predicted model, not a curated record. The transcript has a single exon. Gene Ontology annotation, molecular function: O-methyltransferase activity; S-adenosylmethionine-dependent methyltransferase activity. NCBI's taxonomy places the organism in Eukaryota, Rhodophyta, Bangiophyceae, Galdieriales, Galdieriaceae. The annotation marks the transcript as partial.
AUGAUGAUAUCCCCAGAACAAGGGAAAUUCUUAAGUUUUUUGGUUCGAGCCAUAGGAGCACGCCGUUGUUUGGAAAUUGGAACUUUUACUGGUUAUAGUUCCGUUUGUAUAGCAGCAGGUAUGAAGGAGGGUACUGAAUCGAUACUUUAUUGUUUGGAAUGCAACGAAAGUUAUGCCAGGACGGCACAGAGAGAGUGGACAAAUGCAGGUUUACAAGAUAGAAUAAGCCUUGUGUUGGAAGAUGCCACGGAAAUUUCGCAAAAGUUGAUCGUUGAGAAAGAGGGCUGGUUUGAUUUUAUAUUCAUUGAUGCGGAAAAGGAAAAGUAUAGAGAAUACUAUGAAACAGCGUUGGCAUUGCUUAGAGUGGGUGGUGUUUUAUGUAUCGAUGAUACUUGUUGGAGUGGUAGAGUUGUGGAUGAGCAGUAUCAGGAUCCCGAAACAUUGAGUAUUAGAGAACUUCUUGGCUUUAUGCAAAAAGAUUCCAGAGUAUUUGCUUGUCCCAUUCCUAUUUUUGAUGGAAUGGUGGUGGCUGUUAAGCUUUUUACAACGAGACACUCGGACAAUUUUCAAGUCUUACUUUCUCGGAAGAUUAUAGAUAUUGAAGGAAACAUUGCGGUUGGCAAAACUUGUCUGGUUCGAAGUUUGUUUCCCACAUUAGAAACUCAAGGAAUGACUCCCUGUGUAUUUGAAGAAGAUCCCAAUCAUACUUUUCUUUCAGCAUUUUAUCAGAAGCCUGAAAUUUUUGGGUUUUCGUUUCAAAUGUACAUGUUAAAACUGGCACAGCAAGUAGUGAUAAAAGCACAACAUUAUUUACUUGAGGAUACCAACAAUGUUGGACUCAUCGAUCGUUCGAUAUGGGGUAAUAGAGUUUUUGCAGACUGUAAUCAUCACUUGGGUAACUUCAGUCAGGAAGAAUACGGAAUCUAUAAAUCUGUUUAUAACGAAACAGAGUUUCAACCAGAUUAUCUUAUUUAUUUGGAUGCUUCUCCAUCAGUUUGUUUAGAAAGAGCAAAGAAACGUGGUCGAUCAGCUGAACAAGAACUGCAACUUUCUUAUUUAGAAGCCCUCGACACUUUUCAUUUCCAACAUCUCAUUUCUACUAUAUGUGAAGGCCGAGCGAAAGUAUUGGUUUUCAAUUGCCAUAUGUUCUGCACAGCGGAACAAGUGCUUGACAAAAUAAGAGAAAGAGAAGAAACUCGAUGCUGUAAACUUAUAUGGAAUAACCAAUCAAAUGAAAAAACAAAAUUCCUCUGGUUUCUUCAUUUAUCUGAGGAUUGUUAUCACAAAAUGGCUAAGGGUGCUACUAGCGAAGAGUGGUUUGGUUUACUACGUUCCUGGAAUCUUUCUCAAAAUACCGAAAUAACGGAUAUUUGCCUUCCUUGGAUCUCGAGUGAGGAUCAAGUUCCUUUUUAUCAGUAUCAAGCGUUUAAGCGAUUGGUUUGUUUUGCUCUCUCAGCAAAUAUAACCAUCCAAUUCUAUAAAGACGGAACGUGAUAGAAAGAGUUGCGAAGAGAAAAAUUUUCC